This is a messenger RNA of Didymodactylos carnosus, 1824 nucleotides long. Lineage: Eukaryota; Metazoa; Rotifera; Eurotatoria; Philodinida; Philodinidae. The record is from the annotation of a GenBank genome assembly.
AUGUUUGUGAGCCGCCGACGGUAUAAAGUGUCGACCAAACAGGAAAAUCAAUUAAUGUGUGGACGAAUCGGGACUGAACCAUAUAAACCUACGGAUAUUACGUUCAGGAAUACAACAGUCGUUAAGAAAAGCGGUCGUAUUCCUUCACAAAAAUUUGUGGGUCUGCCAUUAAUCUCAACGAUUGUUCAAUCAAAUCUGAACGUAUAUAUCUGUUAAUGGACGAACAAAUAUAGUUAUGCUUACCUACUGAUCUACACGAGUUCUUGUUUUAUACGGUUAACAAGUCACAGGUAAUUUUUUAUUAAUGACAUUAAUCAUCAGUAUUUUUCUUUGUCUCUCCUUUCUCCUCAGUUCAAAUAUCUAUAUACUUUAUUUUUUAGAGGCUUUCUUCUAUUCUUUAUUGCUGCACUAUGGGCUUUUUAAAAAAAACCAAGAAAAAAAAAGAAAUGGAGAGAGAGAAGAACAACAUAGAAUACAGUGAAAAUAUCUGUUGAUCGAAAAAUCCUGUAGCAUCUAUACCAUUGAUAAUCUAAGAUAAUAUUAUUUGCAUAAGAAUGCAAAAGUAGAACAACAGCAAAAAAUGCAAGAACGUUUAAAAAAUGUCACGGUACUGUUGCAAAAAUAUGUUAUGACUGUCAUAGAGAAACGACUUUCUUUGGAUAUACCGUGAUAUACAAGUGUACAGAGUAUACAUGUUUAUAUUCUAUUACGAUAUUAAGAUUAUUAAAGAGAAAGAGGAAAAUCUAUACACAUUUUCGAAUAAUUAUCGACAAGCUGUAGUUCAUUCAUGGAACUACAACAAAUGGAAAAAUCAAACCUGGAUUGAUAGAGAGUAUGAGAAACAGAAAAUAUUUUCCUCUCUUUCUCCAUUGAUUAUGAUUAAGACAAGAAUAACUUACAAAGGGCAUUCUACAGACACAAUUAUGACAUGUUACAGGUUUGAGAACACAAACAUAUUUCCGUCAUACAAAAACUAACAUCUCUAUUAUAAAUAGUUGUUAAUAAUUUUUUUUUGCAGAACAUCAAGAAACUCUAGAAAAUUUUACAUAGAAGACAUAAAUUACGAGAAGGUGUAUCACUUUUUCGCAUUUAGCAAAAAAGAGGUGUAUUUUCUACUCACUACCGUUCUAAUACUUUAUAUAUACACUUUUAAAUAAUACACUGCAAUCUAAAUUUGCCAAAAUGAUGUUUUAAAUAGUCCUACUUAGUUACGAAAAUAUUUCUUUAAUCUAUAAAUGGCAUUAAUAUGUGUCCGCUCUUAUCUGAUACUUUAUAAUUUCAGUUAAAUUCUUGAGAGUCUACUCUGUAUUUUUGUUUAUACAUUUUUUUUAGUAAUUAUCACAUAAUUGCACUACAUAAUUAUCAAGAGGUUUUUCUUCAGGAAUUAUCUCUCGUUCUUGCCGCUCUUUCUGUAAUUCACAUCUUACAAAUGUGUUCAUUUUAAAAAAUAAAGCAGAAAUGUGGGGUUGACUUCAUUUCUCUUGUAAGUGAUAGAAAAUCAAUGUAUUUAUGCCUGACAAGAUUUUCGAUAGUUUAAAAUUUUGAAAUUCCUUUCUUCAUAGUCUCUGUUGUAUAUAGUUACUAAAUUCUCUAAUGCCUAAAAGUCAGCAUUAUCUACGAAAAUGUGUCAAUAAUUUGCACAAUGAUUGGCACGGAGAUACGCUACGUGUUUUAGUUACAGUAAACUAAGAUAAACAAGUCUCGAAGUCUGUAUUAAAUAUACUGCGACAAAAGUAACUGUUAGAAAAAAAUGGAAAAGAAACGAUAUCAUUUGCAGAUGAAGCCAAGUACCUUAUUAAAAAGCUUCGAGGCAUAAAAUUUCCG